AUGGCUCACAGUGGUCACAAAGACCCGGCUGUUGGAGAUGCACGCGCAGACUCCAUGGAAAAAGAAGACGCCUCCCACCUCAAGCGCGAGGAUAAUGUUGUCGAUCUUACAGCUGACUCAGACGACGAACAAAAACUGACCUCAUCCAAUGCACAAACGCCAAAUGUCAUUGACCUAGAUGACGAAGAUGACGAUGAAGAUUUUCGCCGAGCUAUUGCUCUGUCUAUGCAGGAAAUGAAAGCUCCACAGGACUUAGACGACGUUGUUUCUGUCGAAAAUUCAGAUAAAAAGGAUGACGCCGCAAGUGACAAGUCUGGUCAUACCUUGUCCACAGAAGCAUUCGGACUCAGAGAUGACAACGACAAAGCCACGGCACCACAAAAUGCAUUCAGUAUCCUAGGACUCGACCGCAAAAAAUUGGAGGAAGAACGACUUGCCCGCGUUGCAAAGCGCAAGGCAGAAUCCAGUAUUUCACCGCCGCCAUUACGACGUGACGCCAAACUAGUUAAACGAGAUGUUGUCGAUAUCGACAAGUUAGCAUGGUCCAGAUCUCCACCCUCACAACCUCUCUCGCAACAAACAGCCAAGGAGGCCGAUUCUGCAGCGCAGGCCAUUGCCAAUGUGAAGGCAACCCCACAGGCAACAACGGUGCAGCCAUCUUCUGUUCCAUCACUGCGGUUCCCUAAAGGUGUUAUCAAAAAGACCUGGGCAUUCGGGUGUGCAAGGAUUGGAGAUGAUAUCAAGAUCGAAGAGGUUUUGCAGAGUUCUGACCUACAACUUGCCAUUCUAAGCUCUUUCCAGUGGGACAUGGAAUGGCUUUUUUCCAAAUUUCGUACACGCGACACCAGGUUUAUGCUUGUGAUGCAGGCUAAGGAGGAAUCUACCAAAUAUCAAUACGAAGAAGAAACAGCCGACAUGCCGAACAUUCGUUUGUGCUUUCCGCCGAUGGAUGGACAGGUCAACUGCAUGCAUUCGAAGCUCAUGCUAUUGUUUCAUCCUGAGUAUCUACGAAUUGUUGUUCCUAGUGCAAACUUGGUUCCUUACGAUUGGGGUGAACAGGGCGGAGUCAUGGAGAAUACCGUCUUUUUGAUUGAUCUUCCAAGAAGUUCAGAGACCGCUAGUACAAAAACAGCUUUCUACGACGAGCUAGUCUACUUCCUGAAGGCCAGCACACUGCGUGACGGCCUUAUAGAGAAAUUAACCCAUUUCGAUUUCAAGGAAACAAGCCGCUACGCAUUUGUUCAUACUAUUGGAGGCUCACACAUUGGUGAAGCCUGGAGACGGACAGGUCACUGCGGACUUGGGAAGGCUGUGCAGUCCUUAGGUCUGAGGACACAUGAGCCGAUCAACAUUGAUUUUGUGACCUCCUCCAUCGGCUCAUUAACAGACGAAUUUAUGCGAUCCAUUUAUCUCUCAGCACAGGGAGACGACGGAACAACCGAAUAUACUCUCCGCACCUUCAAAACCUUCCCCAUCAGCACCACCGACGACAACCCCAUCCAACGAAACACCGGCGCAGAAUGGAAGAAACAUUUCCGCGUCUACUAUCCUUCCGAUCAAACUGUCUCAAAAUCCAAAGGCGGCUAUCGAAACGCAGGCACAAUCUGUUUUCAGGAGAAAUGGUUUGACGGCCCCAAGUUUCCUAGACACGUACUGCACGACUCUAUAAUAUUCAUUCGCCCAGCAUCCACAGACGCAAAAAUCACUCACCCCGACGGCUCCAGCUGUGCUGGAUGGGCGUACGUUGGCAGCGCAAACUUAUCAGAGAGUGCAUGGGGCAGAAUCGUACACGACCGCACGAGAAAAGCACCAAAACUCAACUGCCGCAAUUGGGAAUGUGGUGUUCUUGUCCCUGUUGAUGUUGAUCUCUCUUCUUCUUCUUCUUCGUCCUCGUCACAUAGACUUGGCGAAGUAAAGGAAGACAACGACGAAAAUCAGGGAAAGGAAGAAGAAAAAGAUAUUCUCGCGCACGUCUUUGGGGCUACGGUUCCUGUCCCAAUGCGAGUUCCUGCGCCGCCGCUCGGGGCGGAAUUGAAGCCUUGGUAUGGCGCGUGGUGA
Talaromyces atroroseus is the source of this 2058-nucleotide messenger RNA. RefSeq lists its product as hypothetical. Gene Ontology annotation, cellular component: nucleus. The transcript has 8 exons. Lineage: Eukaryota; Fungi; Ascomycota; Eurotiomycetes; Eurotiales; Trichocomaceae. Bases 1 to 2058 code for a protein of 685 amino acids. Gene Ontology annotation, biological process: double-strand break repair; single strand break repair. Gene Ontology annotation, molecular function: double-stranded DNA binding; single-stranded DNA binding; 3'-tyrosyl-DNA phosphodiesterase activity. The record is from RefSeq and is a predicted model, not a curated record.